GUACAACUCCAGAUAGCAUGUUGAUCCUUCCAAUUCUGACAGCAAGGACAUUCUGGAUCAUAGUUGAGUGCAACAUGCAGGAAGGUCUGGAAGGAAAUCCUGUUGCGCAAACUAUGAAAACCUAUUCUAGAAUCCUAACUGUCAUUGCAAUUCCAGUUAUGAUGAGCUUCCUCAAGGCACUGUUCUGUUAUUGACUCACCUCCAACAUCUUAUCUCUUACAUAUGGAUAAGUGAUGAGAUGCUCAAAUGUGAUUUGUGUACUCUUGGAACUAUGGCAGUGAGAUCUUGCUUCACAUUGAUCAAGUGAUUAUUUAUUAAUUUAACUAGUUGGUCCACAGGUACAUUAUCGAUUCUCUUUCUUCCACUCCCUUGAUUACUAAUUGAAAUUGGAUGCUGGAUUGGAUGCAUUGGGUGAGUUGGUACGUACAUUCUCGAUUCUCAACAAAUACUUUUCCCAACUGGGACCGUGCUCAGCCCAUGUGUGUCAUGGCCACAAUGGAGAAAUCAAUACCCUUAAGAGGAAAUGUUAACUGGAUGAAGGCACGUGAGGGACUGCUUAAGUGUACUGAACUUGGUUUAUCAAAAAAUGAGUUAAAGAAGCUGUUACCAAUUGUGGAUGCCAGUUCAUCCUGUUCAGGAGCUUUUGAUGGUGUCCUUGAGCUUCUAGUUCGAGCUGGCAGAAGCCUCGCUGAAGCUAUUAUGAUGAUGAUUCCUGAAGCAUGGCAAAAUGACAAGAACAUGGAUCCUGAUAGGAGAGCACUGUAUCACUUCAAAAAAAAAAUUGCAAUGGCUUCACCAAUGGCAUCUACUGAUGAUGACAACAUGGUAAACAUGGGAGUCCAUGGUUUACUAAUUUUGGAUAGCAAUUAA
Rosa chinensis is the source of this 870-nucleotide messenger RNA. Its product is annotated as glutamate synthase 1 [NADH], chloroplastic-like. The record is from RefSeq and is a predicted model, not a curated record. Gene Ontology annotation, biological process: ammonia assimilation cycle. Lineage: Eukaryota; Viridiplantae; Streptophyta; Magnoliopsida; Rosales; Rosaceae. The transcript has 8 exons. The coding region runs from base 391 to 870 and encodes 159 amino acids. Gene Ontology annotation, molecular function: glutamate synthase (NADH) activity.